GAACCUUUGAAACUUCACAAAGCCCAUUUGGGUUUGUACCUCUUGCAGCUCAUACGCUGCAGUCUUUUAAAACAAUACAGCCACAAUGGCAAUUUUAGGUCAACCAGAAAUCCACGUUUGCGGGCAAUUCUUCUUAUAAAUACCCCAGCCUUCCAAGACUGGUGAUUUUUUAUGUUUAAAGAGACUCAGACGACAGGUCCAAAGAACGAAGAGAGAAACAUACAUUUUUUUUGUCGGCACUCAGCUCGAUACAUCUUAGACACUCAUAAAGAUGUCGACUCAAUUAUUCAUUCUUUUAUUGUUAUGCCUUUUUUUCAACGGGCAAGCUUUCGCCCAAGUUGUCAGGAGAGAAGCGAUUGAGGAUUCAGCGACUGCCACUCAUUAUCCCAGCACCCUGGACUUAAAACCUCGCCCUAUUAUCCCCCAGUCACGCAAAAUUCCUCGCCAUUGUCUUGCAAUUAGUUCCAAAAGUUCUGACCACAAAUCCAGAAGUGCCGGAAAGGAACCAAUGUCCGUUACAUCCAUCGAUGUUCAUUUGACAAGUAAGUCUGAAGCGAGACAAACAGCUAAUUCUGAAAGCAGAAAGUUGAGUGUUUACAGUAGUCCUACUGUUUCCAAUACGAUGAAAUCAAAUAGACAUCUGACUGAAAUGAGGACUUCUACAUACAGCAAUAUGUUUUCACAAGAGACAAAUAAGUUUAUCCCUGUUUCGGAAGGGGAUAUUGCUUUGAGCAUCUAUACGAAUGUCAAAAACGCUUCCACGGAAACAAUAUUUUCGGGUGCUCCCACUCUGUCCGCAAGUUACGAGAGUGGUGUAGCAUCAGUGAGUGGGACAAAAGAAAAUCCAAUUCUAGAUCUCACAGUCUUGCAUGGCCCGAAUGAAAUUACUAUCAACGAUUGGUCUUUUGCCUCAGAGACUACUACAGGAUUCGGUUCUUCUUCUGUAUUUGGGGGAGCGAGUGUCACUGAAAGCUUAAAUUUUGUUACCGACACCGACAUCCCAAUUUCAUCAAUGAUUUCGUCCACAGUAUAUCUGCUGUCAUUUGGGAUGCACCCGUGGAACCAAUCUAUCACAGAUAGAUCAAAGUCUCACCGCUCUGAACGAGCACAUUCUAGCUCUGUCACUUCCGAUGCGAUCACAAGCUCAAGAGCUUCUGAAAAGUCUGCAGUCCACUCCAGACAAUCAAGCGUCAGCUCUCGUGAGCCUGCUUCCAGCUCUAGAUUAUCCAGCUCCAGCCUUGAUAGAUCUAGAAAAUCUAGCGCAACCUCUUCCCACAUGCCUUCACUGAUAGAUAAAACCUUAACUUUCGCAUCAAAACCUCUGUGCAAUUCAUACAAAAAUUUAUUUGAAAAAAUUGCAGAUGUCAAUCCCGCUGAAUUUCAUGAAGCCAAAGAUCAUCCAAUUAAAAUUCCUCCCGGUGUCUCUAAUUUAAUUCCUUUUCAAACAAACAGGUUCUACACCAAUAUGUUUAUGGGAGACCAGAAAGGACCAGUUUACACUUACCCGUACAUUGUUUACUGGGAAAAAAAAGACUUUUUUGGAAUGGGAAUUCAAAACGUCGACAUCAAUCACAGAGUAUAUGACGGCGUGGGUGCACAGCCUGGUACAAAUAAAUUCUACUACAACCCGCCCCACAGAGCUGGUAUUUUUAUUGGUGCAACUUCCAUCAAAGAAGACAGUUGUCAUUUAAGGAUGUCAGACAUGAAAUCAUUAUCAGCUGAGGCUAAGAUUUCUUCUGAGUCAGAUUUCAAGAGAUAUAUUGCAUUUCCUUUGGUCGAGGGUAUGGGAUUUGUUACAGCUGUGUACAAUGGGGACUUGAUCCCAAAAAUUCAGGGUAGGGAAGGGAUCCUGACAUUUGAAAGAUUGCGUUUCUCAGAAAAGUCCAGUAAUACCCAAUUUUAUCGAGCCAAGGGUGGAAACUUAGAGACAUGGUUGAUAUCAGUGACCCUCCCAAAUAUCGAUGAGACGUUUGAACUAUCUAAAAACAAAAACGGAGCCAUUCACUACGUUGAAGGUUCAAAAGCUGUGGACGGUCUUAUUAUUCAGAUCGCAAUUACAUCUGAAAGUGACUUCAAGACAGAAAAAGUAUACCAACAAGCUGCCGGAAUGUAUGUCACGGGUACUAAAAUUUCUGGAAGCGUGAGCUGUGGAACAGUCGACUACAAGAUUCAAUACGAGACGAAAGGAUCCUCUAAUUUCGGUAAGCCCAUUAUCUUCGCGUUACCCCAUCAUAUUGGAUUGUUUGAUGAGCGAAUGAACGCGCGAGCACAACAGAUAAUUCAGCUAACGACGACAAAAGGGACAAUGCAAGGGUAUUUAUCUGAUGAGCUCCUUUUCUCUCAUGAAGUUGACAAUAAGGUUCAGUGGUUGCCUUACUUGAAAAGAAACAAUGAAAAGCUCAAGUACACGAAAGAGCAAAUCGAACUAAUUCGUGAAACUGCUAAGAAAGAGCUUGAAGGAGUGGAUAUUGAACGAACAGUCUUGGAUAUCGAUAGCCAUUAUUUUGCGGGUAAAGCUCUUGACAAAUUUGCAUACCUUUUGUAUGUGGUUGAUGAAUUCCUCAAAGAUGAAGUUUUGACUAAGAAUGUCUUGAACUCGUUGAAGCGAUUUUUUAAAACAUUCAGAGAAAGGGAGGGUGACACAGGCUUUUUUUACGAUACAAAAUUCGGAGGUGUCACGUCAAAAAGUGCUUUUAGAAACGUUGAGAAUGGGAAAGUUGACCCUAAUAACAUCAACAUAGAUUUUGGAAAUGGGUUAUACAACGACCAUAAUUUCCAUUACUCCUAUUACAUUCAUGCAGCAGCAGUUGUUGGGAAAAUUGACAAGAAAUUUGGAGGAAAUUGGGUUGCAGACAACAAAGAUUUCAUUAACACUUUCGUCAGAGAUGUGGCCAAUCCAUCUGAAGAAGAUUCCUUUUUCCCCGUGUUCAGACUGUUCGACAUUUUUCAAGGUCAUUCAUGGGCCCAUGGUAUAACUCCUGUGACAGACGGGAAAGAUCUUGAAUCAACUUCUGAGGACGUCAAUUUUUCUUACGCGAUGAAAAUGUGGGGCCAGGUUAUUGGAGACGAGGCCAUGGAGGCAAGAGGAAAUUUAAUGUUGAGUAUCCAGACAGCAUCCUUCAAUCUUUACUUUCAAUACCAGGACGGCAACACGGUUGUGCCUCCUACAAUGUUAAAAAAUAGAGUAUCGGGUAUACUCUUUGAAGCAAAGUUGGCUUACGAAACCUGGUUUGGCGGAAAGACUGAGUUUAUUCAUGGAAUCCAAAUGUUGCCACUAACGCCUGCUCUUGGGCUGGUGAGAAAUGCAGACUUUGCUCGGACGGAAUGGGACGAAAUUCUAGGAAAAUUGGGCAUUACUGGCGCAUGGGCUGGAGUCUUAAAUUCUAAUCGGGUCUUUUUCGACCCGAAGUCAGCGUGGAAUUAUUUUGCCAAUCCUUCAUUCAAAUACAAAGAAGACAUGGACGGUGGGCAAAGCAGGACUUGGAAUUUGGUUUUUGCUGCCCCAUUUGUAAACCAGCAAAUACCCCAUACAUAAUUCGGCUGGAAAAAUCUUGUUCGUUUGAAAUUAAUUGAUAUUUUAUUAGCCAAUCAAUAGCUGAAAACAGGUAGCUCUACUAGAAAGUUCAACUAUAAUGAUGAUCCAAGUCCUCUCGUUGUUGCUUUUGCCCUGAUACUUGAUUUGUGUGUAACGUGUAUAUAAUACCAAUUUUGUCUGAAAAA
Metschnikowia bicuspidata var. bicuspidata NRRL YB-4993 is the source of this 3720-nucleotide messenger RNA. Its product is annotated as glucan endo-1,3-beta-D-glucosidase. The coding region runs from base 272 to 3535 and encodes 1087 amino acids. Gene Ontology annotation, molecular function: endo-1,3(4)-beta-glucanase activity; glucan endo-1,3-beta-D-glucosidase activity. Gene Ontology annotation, cellular component: cell surface. Lineage: Eukaryota; Fungi; Ascomycota; Pichiomycetes; Serinales; Metschnikowiaceae. The record is from RefSeq and is a predicted model, not a curated record. The transcript has a single exon.